AUGCAUCGCUUGCUUCGAAGAGAAAGAGUGGAGCCAACAAACCCCUACAUCAACGGAUGGAGGUUUACUGUGCGGCAGCACAUUGCCCCUCCUCCUACCCCAAUGACAGAUUCAUUCGGCUUGAAUGAUAAGACUGGAACGAAGGAAAGAAGGAAGCUUCACCAGGUCCAACGAUGCAUAAAGCACCCCCCACUGCAGGGAGCUGACGGACCUUUUAGCGUUGAGUUACAAAUUUGCAAGAUCCUACAGGCUGGCAAUGCUCAGUUGGUUCUCGUUGAAGUCAUUAGUGACGUGCCCUUAAAAGGCUUGAAAAAGGGAAAGCGAGUGGUGGCAAAGAUAUAUGACCCUUUGUACCUGGAUGAUGGCGGCGGCUUUUAUGACCCUUUCAUGUGUGUUGACAAUCACUACACGCAUGAAGUCGCUGCAUACAUGGUAUUUUCAGAUGUCCAGGGCUCUAUGAUCCCCGAAUAUUAUGGAUCGUUCUCUUUGGGAGUGCCUGUCGACGCAUCUACUACACGCAACGUUCGUCUCAUCCUCAUGGAAUACAUACCCGGGGCAUCUAUGCAAAACAUUUCUCCCAAAGAAGUACCGCAGCGAGAUCGACAGAGCAUCAUGAAGGCUAUUGUCCAAUUCGAAACUUUGGCAUACACCAGAGAUGUUGUUCUCCCAGAUCUCCGGCCGAGGAAUGUCAUGGUGGCCAAUAGUUCUACCCACGAAAAAGCCGUUUGCAUUGAUUUUGGCGACGUACUCUUCGGUCGCGGGAGUGUUUUCAACAGUCCUGUGAUUGACACGUAUCUCCUCCCAGGUACUUAUAUCUCACCCUUGCUGCGAUGGCAUGCAGCCUUCAGAACUCGCAUGCUUGAUUUUGCCGGUUGGAUUGACUGGGACUGGCAGCCGUGGCUUGAGAAGGAAUUCAAGCAUACAGCUUUCACGAUUACCCCAAAAAUUCAAGAGACAUUCCUUCCAAGCCACAUUCUGGAAGCCUGGUGGCAAUCCCGAAAAAACAGGGGGCUGUGUUGA
Aspergillus pseudotamarii is the source of this 1020-nucleotide messenger RNA. RefSeq lists its product as uncharacterized. The transcript has a single exon. NCBI's taxonomy places the organism in Eukaryota, Fungi, Ascomycota, Eurotiomycetes, Eurotiales, Aspergillaceae. Gene Ontology annotation, biological process: protein phosphorylation. The coding region runs from base 1 to 1020 and encodes 339 amino acids. Gene Ontology annotation, molecular function: protein kinase activity; ATP binding. The record is from RefSeq and is a predicted model, not a curated record.